AUGUCGGACACAAACGAAACCUUGAGGCAGAGCAUUUUCAAUGACUGCAAAGACUACAUCGACAUUUACCCAGACAUUUGCAGCUAUGACGAUUCAUUCUAUGGCUACAGAAUUUGGAUUGUCCCCAACGCAAUCUUUCUGGGCCUAUUUUCCCUUUCCUUUCUCGGUUUCGCCGGCGUCUUUGUUCUCACCCGCUUCCGCAACGUAGGCUUCUCCGUCGCCAUGUUGCUGGGCGUGCUGGGCGAAAUUCUGGGCUACGCUGGCCGGGUCAUGAGCUGGCAAGACCAAUGGAGUGAAAAUGGUUUCCUGAUACAAAUAUGCUGCCUGACCAUUGCUCCUGCUUUUCUGGCCGCUGGCAUUUACUUCUGUCUGAGAAAUAUUGUGGUGGCUUUUGGAGCCCAGAACUCGAGGAUAAAGCCUACAUGGUACCCGCGAAUUUUCAUCCCCUGCGAUGUCAUCUCCAUUGUUCUGCAGGCCAUCGGCGGUGGCAUGGCGUCCGUGGCUAGCCAGAACAACGAAGAUGUCACGCCUGGCAAUAACAUCAUGAUUGCCGGUCUCGCCUUUCAGGUCGUCACGCUGUUUGUGUUCAUCGUACUGGCCAGCGACUUUGCCAUCCAGACCCUCCGCAACCCCCGAAACCUCAACAACGACCCGGCCCUGGUGUCGCUGCGUACCUCGCUGCGCUUCCGCCUGUUCCUGGGCGCGCUUAGUCUGAGUACCAUUUGCAUAUUUUGGCGGUGCUGCUUCCGCGUCGCCGAGCUCAGCGACGGGUGGACCGGUCCCGUCAUGAAGGCGCAGAACUUAUUUGUGGGUUUCGAAGGCGUCAUGGUCAUUGUUGCCGUUCUGGUGCUCAAUGUGUGGCACCCCAACAUCUGCUUUAGGGGUAUGGAGAACUACCUUCCCCAGAAGAAGGGUUCCAAGACCGAACUCAAGGAAUUCUCGGCCUCACCCAGCGAAGACGAGCGAAGAUGA
This is a messenger RNA of Pestalotiopsis fici W106-1, 972 nucleotides long. RefSeq lists its product as uncharacterized. Bases 1 to 972 code for a protein of 323 amino acids. The record is from RefSeq and is a predicted model, not a curated record. NCBI's taxonomy places the organism in Eukaryota, Fungi, Ascomycota, Sordariomycetes, Amphisphaeriales, Sporocadaceae. Gene Ontology annotation, cellular component: plasma membrane; fungal-type vacuole. The transcript is spliced from 2 exons.